Camelus dromedarius (Arabian camel) is the source of this 918-nucleotide messenger RNA. It is a transcript of the gene SPATA19, whose product is annotated as spermatogenesis associated 19. The transcript has 8 exons. The record is from RefSeq and is a predicted model, not a curated record. Lineage: Eukaryota; Metazoa; Chordata; Mammalia; Artiodactyla; Camelidae. Gene Ontology annotation, cellular component: sperm midpiece. The coding region runs from base 308 to 751 and encodes 147 amino acids.
CCUCUACGGCCUGGCUCUGGCGGCCCCGGCGCUCCGGGCCCUGGUUCCCACGGAGGGUGACCAGUGGGAAGGAGUUCUUCAGCGGCCCCGCCCGUGGGGCACGGGAGAGGCCGCAGACCCGGCAGCCUGAUCUUCGUGGGGAGAGGCCUCCGAGCUGCGGCCUAGGGGGCGAGCACACUGAAAGGCCGAAGGAAGUAGUUGAUUAUGUACCAGUACUCAACGUGUGUGAAGCCUGUGGCCGCGCAAGUCCCCUCUUUGGUGUGUGUGCAGAUCCUGUGCCUGUGUCACGCAGAAGACAGGUACAAGGAUGUUCACAGCAGCAUUAAACGCCUCAAACUGGAUGCAACACAGAAGUCCAUCGGUUGACGUGGAAGUGGUGGAGAGCGAGGCUGUGUCUGUAGUGCAGCACUGGCUGAAGAAGACUGAAGAAGAGGCUUCCAAGGACAUAAAGGAGAAGAUGUCCGCCAGCUGCCCUCCUUCGCACGGCCAAGACGUGCACGUGACCAGAGAUGUGGUGAAGCACCACCUCUCAAAGUCUGAUUUGUUAAAAAGCCAGAGUCAGGAGGUCCUGGAGGAAAGAACAAGGAUCCAGUUCAUAAGAUGGAGCCACACCCGCAUCUUCCAAGUGCCCAGUGAGGUGAGAAAUGACGUCAUGCGAGAUCGGAUAGAGCAGGUGAGACGCAGCUUGUGCCAUCUUUCGGAUGAGACAUCUCAGGAGCUUCAUGACAGAAAUUCCUGUUCAGACUGCUGAGAGCGACAGGUUGAUGUCCUUCAGGGUCAAGGGGCAGCCUGUGUUGGAAGGACGUCCACCCCUCCUUGACCGGAGGAGCAACCACCCUGGGCAGAGAGAAUCCAGCGGGCGAGCCCUUCCUCGUGACAGUGGCAGCACUGGAGUCUUCCUGCUGAACUGCUGAUAAA